ACAAGAGACAAUGGCAGCAGCAUCUGCUUCGCUCUCCACCUUCUCUUCCCUCUCUCUACGCACAACCCCUUCUUGUUUUUCACCCUUUCAAUCCCAAUCAUUCUUCCUCCCUAAACCCAUCCACCUAUCAAAACUCAAGCCCAUAACAGCCAAUUCCACAACCGUCGAAACCACUUUCUUUGAAAACACAGACCCAGAAGAAAUUUCCACUUUUGAUCCUCCAGAACGCCCUGAAGACUUCAUAGAACCACCCUCUUUCGACGAUGGCCCCUUAGAAUCCGAAGACGACAUUGCAAAAGCUUAUGAAGAGCUUUAUGGGCCAGCUUAUAGUGGAGAGACUUUCCUUGGGAAUGACAUUUAUACAAUGGACUCUAAGGUGAAAAAGACAACUGGGUUUGGGAAAACUAAGAAAGAGAAGGCCAAAGAUAGGUUUGAUGAGAGAGUGGUGCAAGUGAGGAGAGUUACUAAGGUUGUUAAAGGUGGGAAGCAAUUGCAUUUUAGAGCAAUUGUGGUUGUGGGUGAUAAGAAAGGGCAAGUGGGUGUUGGAGUUGGUAAGGCUAAAGAGGUGAUUGCUGCUAUCCAAAAGUCCGAUGUUAAUGCUAGGAGGAAUAUCAUUACUGUCCCUAUGACUAAGUACUUGACUUUUCCCCACAGCCUUCGUAGGCAUAAUUACUGGAACUCGUGUUUGUGGGCUGUAGCGGGUGCCAAUGAAUUAGUUGCGAUUGGUCAUUGCGCUGUGGAGAUGGGGUUGCAUCAGGGAUCUGCCCUUAGCCCGUUUUUGUUUGCCCUAGCGUUGGAUGUGCUGAUGCGACACAUACAAGGGAAGAUUCCUGCCGAUACAUUCCGAGAUCCACACCGUGAUAUCCGGCUGAUCACGGAUGUUACGGCCUUUUGUUGGUCAUGCUCGAUUGCCUGA
Molecule: messenger RNA, 916 nt
Organism: Nicotiana tabacum (common tobacco)
Lineage: Eukaryota; Viridiplantae; Streptophyta; Magnoliopsida; Solanales; Solanaceae
Source: RefSeq, a predicted model, not a curated record